GCUGCGGAGCUCCUCGGAUUUUUACUGACAGAAAAUCCCUCCGUUUUGUCUGUGAAGCGCUCUUGUCCUGGACCGCUGUGCGCUCCUGCAGCUCGCUGUGGCUCACCCUCUCUGAAGCGGAUGCGACAAGACCCUGCGAGGGGACAAGACCAAAAACUUUUUUCAUCGUGGUUUUCAACAAAGUGCCAACAGUAUGCCUAAACAAGUGGAGGUGAGGAUGCACGAGAGUCACCUGGAGCCCAUUGAGGCCAGGCCUCAGUCCAGAUGUGCCAAAAUCUGCUCCAAGAUGUUUAAGAACCUUCUGCUCACACUCACCGUCCUCGGUGUGAUCUUGGGAGCUGUAGCAGGGAUGUUGCUUCGCGUUGCCUCCCCAAUCCACCCAGAUAUUGUCAUGGUGAUUGCGUUUCCUGGAGAUAUCCUGAUGAGGAUGCUGAAGAUGCUGAUCCUGCCACUUAUCAUCUCCAGUUUAAUCACAGGUCUGGCCGGUUUGGACGCCAAAUCUAGCGGUCGCCUGGGCACCAGAGCUAUGGUCUACUACAUGACCACCACUGUGAUUGCUGCUAUCCUGGGAGUCAUCCUGGUGUUAGUCAUCCACCCUGGCAACCCCAAACUGAAGGAGAAUCUGGGCGAGGGCGAGAAAAAUGAUGAUGUGUCCAGCUUGGAUGCCUUCUUUGAUCUGAUCAGGAACCUGUUCCCAGAGAACCUGGUGCAGGCUUGUUUCCAACAGAUCCAGACGGUCACAAAGAAGGUGGAGGUGAUUGUUGAGGAGGAUGUCAAUGCCACUACCAUGGAGGGACUGGUGGCAAACGUGACCAAGGAGCCUCAGUUCAUCAUCAAAAAGUCCCUGCAAUUCAAAAGUGGCAUGAAUGUUUUGGGUCUGAUUGGUUUCUUUAUUGCAUUUGGCAUCUGCAUGGGCAAGAUGGGAGAGAAGGCCAGACUCAUGAUUGAAUUCUUCAACAUCCUCAAUGAGAUUGUGAUGAAACUUGUCAUCAUGAUCAUGUGGUACUCUCCCUUUGGUAUUGCCUGUCUGAUCUGUGGUAAGAUCAUUUCCAUCAAGGACCUGGAAGUGGUGGCCAGGCAGUUGGGAAUGUACAUGGUGACUGUAAUUAUUGGCCUCAUCAUCCACGGAGCAAUCUUCCUGCCCAGCAUCUACUUUGUUAUCGUCAGGAAAAACCCCUUCACCUUCUUCCUGGGUAUCUUCCAAGCCUGGAUCACUGCCCUGGGUACAGCCUCCAGUGCUGGUACACUUCCUGUCACCUUCCGUUGUCUGGAGGAAAAUCUUGGUAUUGACAAAAGAGUCACUCGUUUCGUGCUCCCAGUCGGGGCCACUAUCAACAUGGAUGGAACUGCUCUGUAUGAGGCUGUGGCUGCCAUCUUCAUUGCCCAAAUGAACGGUGUCCACCUUGACCCGGGUCAGAUUGUCACUGUCAGUCUGACAGCCACUCUGGCCAGCGUUGGAGCAGCCAGUAUUCCCAGUGCCGGCCUGGUGACUAUGCUCUUGAUCCUGACUGCUGUAGGCCUGCCAACCCAAGACAUCAGUCUGCUGGUUGCUGUUGACUGGCUGCUGGAUCGAUUCAGGACCUCAGUGAAUGUGGUGGGUGACUCCUACGGUGCAGGCAUCGUGUACCACAUGUCCAAGGCAGAGCUUGAAGAGCUGGACGCGCACACGGCUAAAUCCGACGACAUCGAAAUGAUGACGAAGACCCAGUCUUAUUACGACGACAUGAAGAACCACCACGAAAACAAUUCCAACCAGUGCGUCUUAACUGCUACCGAUACCACAACCGCUACCACCACUGCUAACAAUUCUGUCGUAGUAGAUGAAUGCAAGGUACAAUUAAUGCUUACGGACAUAGAGACUUGUAUUUAACCCUCUCUGUUGUUGCAUGCUCACCCCUGCACCUUUGCUUGACUCUUUUUAUUUUUUAUUUUAUUCAUUGCAUCUUUGUACAUAAUAAUGUAAAUACAUCCACUGUUAUUUUAUGACAGAAAUGAAGCAGAAGAACAACAGAUGCAUGUGAAUGUAUGUAUUUCAUUCUUCCUGGAAUGGCAGCUUUUGUGUUGAAUGAAUGCCUAAAAAUUUGAAGCGCUCUUCCAAAAAAAAUUCCCAAAUUAAACAAACUAUAUCAGGUCUUACUCCACAAUUAACUAAUCUGACAUCUGUAACCUGUUGGGUAUUGGCUCUAACUCAAAAGGCAGCACCAGAUAAUCCUCAUUAUCAGCCUGAGGAAUUAUUUAGCAGCUCUAUCAAAAGUUCACACUACAUCCAUUUUCUAAAAACAUAUUGAGAGAAUAAUGUUUUCCCUUCUCUGUAAGCAUUUUUCCUUCACUUUUUCUCAUUUACCUUUUAUUCAGCUUAACGUCCAGAGUGGGUCAUUCUGCUUUAUCUUAAAAUGUAGCUGAUUUUAAUUGUUUAACAGAUUUAUUUCCAUAGGGGUCAACCUUUGCUGUAGGGGUUUAAAAUGCAGAGAGGGAAAGUGUUACAGCUAAUUAGCAGUUCAUAUGUUCCCUGCACGCACACAUCUAUCACGCUGUCUCUGACUCAUUCCCAGUCAGGAUUUUUGUAUUUUGACACUAUCUAUUUCUGCCCAUUGUGAAAACCUGUGUUGUGAAAUCCAAAGCUGUGAAGUAGCUCCCAUAAUAUAAAACAUAAUGCACUUUGAAUCCCUUCCUUUGAAUGUAUUCCAGGCUUUUAGAAUAAUAUAUGGGAGUUCAGAGUGCUUGUUCCCUGACACACACACACACCCUGGCAGAAAAGGUCUAAUGAUGAGCCUAUUCAUUUAUUAAAGGGUGAAAGGUGUUGCCUAGCAACACUGGCAACCUGUCACACCAGCAAUCUGUCCAUGGUAAAAAGUUAAAUCCUCCUUUCUGAGUCUCCAUUUAUGAACAGACAUUUACAUAUAAAUGUCACACAAAGGCUUGUUAUUUCCAGUAUCCACCGUGACUAAUUUUUUUCUUUUUUUCUGUUUGCCUGUACAUAGUCUGAUUCACGUUUCUAACCCCAUUUUCGAAGAUGCAUACCACUGUAGAGUGCUUGCAAAGUAGCAAAAACUUAACAAUGCAUUCAUCCAAUAGAGUUUGUACCUUGUUUUCGGUGUAAUCUGUCUGUUUUGCAUUUAUAAUUUAUUCAUUUGUGUAUUCAUAUAGUUUUUUUUUACUGCCUGUUGAGUUUUUGGUCAUCAUAAAUGUGUAGUCUGUUCCCAGGUCAGUAAAAGAAACUCUCUUAACUCAUCAGUUAGACAUAGAGGAGUUCCAAUAUUCAUCCAUAGUUUUUGUUUGUUGCAAAAGAGCUAUGGUACCUAAGAGUCUGUACUGUAAUUGCCAAAGUACAUUGCUAUAGCAUCCUAAAUUACAUAAGAAGAAUGUCCCUAAAUGGUAUUCUGGCUUUACAGUAAUAAAAUGUUUACAGUCAUUUAUUAUCUAAAACAUUUACCUCAACAAAUGGCUUUUACAAAAACAAGAUAGAGCAGGGUUGAUUGGUAAAGUUGCUUUUUUGAUGGUAUAGCAUGGACAACCAUGCUUUUUAUAUGCUUUAUAU
This is a messenger RNA of Toxotes jaculatrix (banded archerfish), 3538 nucleotides long. RefSeq names its product solute carrier family 1 member 2b (gene slc1a2b). Gene Ontology annotation, molecular function: glutamate:sodium symporter activity; neutral L-amino acid transmembrane transporter activity; L-glutamate transmembrane transporter activity. The record is from RefSeq and is a predicted model, not a curated record. Gene Ontology annotation, biological process: L-glutamate transmembrane transport. Gene Ontology annotation, cellular component: plasma membrane. The transcript is spliced from 10 exons. Lineage: Eukaryota; Metazoa; Chordata; Actinopteri; Toxotidae. The coding region runs from base 194 to 1870 and encodes 558 amino acids.